AUGGAGAGCUACCUCUGCAGCAGUCUGAAAGCAGUUCCUCUCUCUGCAGCAGCACAGAGAAUCAUAUCAGCCCUCCGGGUCCAAUAUGUGCAAAAAGCUGACAGAAGCAGAGCUACCUCGGGCGAUAGAGGAUUUGGAAUGGCCGAGCAGCAGGAUUGUGAUGACAGAAAUGAAGAGUUGCACACAGGGAAGAGCAGAGACUUGAAUUUAAAUGAGCUAGCAGAAGAUACAAACUCCACAGAGUUAGUAGACGUGGCCAUUAUUGAUGGGUUUGUGCUCAAUUUACCCAUUAUUGAGAGGUUUGUAUUGGACCGUGUUGAUGAUAUCACAAUGCCAAUCGGCCAGCAGUUCACGCCUUCAGCUCAGGGAGAAGACAGUUUGCAGAUGUUCCGCUUAACAAGUAUGGGGAGUCCUCAUGCUAGAGCAGAUGUUAUGACACAAGCAGAGAUUCAUAGACCGACCUUCAGUAAGAGGAAGUGGAUUCAACCAGCGAGCCCCCCUAAACAAAACCUAGUGGGUUGCAGUCAACCUGAGACUCCUCCCAUGAAGAGGUUCAACUUUAUGUUGCCUACUAACAACUGUCAGCCAGCAUCUGGAGAAAAGGGCAAAAUGACUGAUAUUGUGGAUAAGCUAAAUGGUAAUGGACAACCCUGGAUGACAGAGAAAGAAAACAGUAAUUCUGUUUUUGAGGGAAUAUCGACUGAAGACAGAGGUGCACUAUUAGAAGUGCAGCUUGGUAAUCGAAGAUGUAUAUCCAAUGUAGAUAUGACAACAUCAAAAUGUGAAGUUCUGGAGACCAGCCAUUACUGGGAAGAAAGCAGAAACUGUCAGUUGUCAGUUCCAAUGGAAAACUCUCCAGAUGCCGAAAGAUGUGAAAGCAUUUCUGUGUUUGAAUGUCAGCAAGACACUGCUGUUAGGUCAGAUGAAAUGGUAAACUCAAUCAGGGAGAAAGUGGACAGUGGCACUGUAAGAAGAGACAUUACCAAGUUAAGAACUUCGUCUCCCCUGUCAGAUGAUAAUACAGUCCUGAUGCCUGUUCUAGAGAGAAAUUGGAAGAUAGAGUGUGCAGCAUCCCCUAGCAGUAAUGCAAUGCAGCACAGCAUCCAGCCCCACUCUCAGGCUGUUGAGGUGACUUCAUUUUCGAAGCAUGCUGGGAGAUGGGAACCACCUGGACUCUCUCAGAAAGCUAUGUGCAAGAAGACAUUCAGAAACGCAAGGUUUCCCACACAGCUCCUCCACCAGGUAAAAGUAAAUGGCUCAAUGCGGAUGUUAAAACAACGAAAAGCUCCUCAGCCUAUGGUCAAGAGGCAGAGACAUCUUCUCAGACCCCAGAAAGUAUCUAAGAAUAAAAAAGGCAGAAAACUAAACAAAUCCACCAAAACCUCAGAUCCAAAUCUGUCAGGAUGCAAAGAAAGCAGCCAGAUUCUUUCAGAAACAGAUAGAAAAGAAGAUGGAACCACAACAACCUCAAAAGGGGCCUUUAGUUUGAUUUCUGACCCGAUGGUUUGUGACACAGGCCGUGUUUCCCAAGAGAAGAGAGAAUGUAUUUUAGAGGAGACUGAAAAAGCAAAAGCAUUCGUUGUUACCAUGGUAUAUCAAGACGGCACCACACAAUUGGACCCAGAACAGAAAUUGUGUCCUCCAGUGUGUGGCCUGCUGGUCUUGCUGAAGAGUGAAUUGAAUUCAGAGAAACAACCAGAGAGAGUGCUGUACCUCAGACUAGAGCAGACACCAGCCUGGGCCCAACAAGACUUUACACAAAAGCAGGAUGCCUAUGCCAGGGAGAUGCUGCUGAAGAUAAUGUGUGGCACAAAAACAUUUGUGUGUUUUAAAGCUAAAGACCUGCUUCGAACAGUACUGAGACACUUCAGAGAUCUGAGCUGGACCCAAGUGUUGGGGUGUCAAGUGAUGGAUCCUCAAAUUGCUGCAUGGCUGUUAGAUCCUGCCGACUCCUCAUCCUGCUUUCAGACCCUGCUUUCCAAACACUACACUCAUCAAUUUACACCCACAUCACUGCAACCUGUGCUUGGGCAAGCCAAGGUGACUCAACUGAUCUCAAAUUUGUCUCUCCUGCACAACCUUAUGGAGGAACUGCAUAACAAGCUUCAUACUCAAGGACUUUGGCAGCUCUAUUCUGGCAUAGAACAAAAGAUGAUUCCAGUUCUGGCAGCAAUGGAGAGCUAUAAAAUGCACGUGGACAAGGAGGCCUUGAAAAAGACUUCAGAGAUGUUGGGGUCUAAGCUAAAGCAGUUAGAGCAAGAAGCCCACCAGGCUGCAGGUCAAAAGUUCUUGGUGUCCAGCAGUGCUCAGCUCAGACUGAUCCUGUUUGAGAAGCUGCGUUUGCAUGAACUUUGUAAGAACAAGAAGCUUCCCAAAACAGUCAAGCAGCAGCAGUCCACAUCGGAGACCGCUCUAUUACAACUACAGAAGCUGCAUCCACUGCCCAAAAUCAUCCUGGAAUACAGACAGAUUCACAAAAUCAAGACUACAUUUGUGGAUGGCAUUUUGUCUUGUAUGAGGAAGACGUUCAUUUCCUCAACGUGGAAUCAGACAAGUACAGUGAGUGGCAGACUAUCUGCUAAACAUCCUAAUUUCCAAGCUCUUCCUAAGCUGCCUCUGCAGAUUUCUAAGAAACAGUAUAUACAGGGAAAGGCCUCUGACAUAGUGACUGUGCAUCCGCGUGCCAUGUUCAUUCCACGAGAGGGUUGGACUUUCCUUUCUGCAGAUUUCUGUCAGGUGGAGCUGCGUCUUUUGGCUCAUCUGUCGGCCGACCCUCAGCUUCUGAGAAUCUUUCAGAGCCCUGAAGCAGACGCCUUCACCAUGCUGGCGGCCCAGUGGAAGGGUGUGAGUGAGGACAGAGUGAGUCUGGAGGACAGAGAGCAGGCCAAGCGGAUCGUCUACUCUGUGGUUUAUGGAGCUGGAAGAGAGCGGUUAUCUGGUAUUCUGGGUGUGAGUGCAGAGGAGGCCAGUCGUUUUCAGGACUCUUUCCUUCAGACAUAUAGAGAGGUGCCGGCCUUCAUCCAGCACACCAUCCAGCACUGCCAGAGUCACGGUUUUGUCAGGUCCAUAAUGGGAAGGCGCCGUUUUCUCCCGCACAUUCACUCCACUGACUGGAGCCUUCGAAACCAAGCAGAGAGACAGGCUGUCAACUUUGUGCUACAGGGCUCAGCUGCAGACCUAGCCAAAUUGGCCAUGAUCAGAAUCUGCUCCCAAGUGUCGUCUGACUCUCAAACUGCCAGGCUGGUGGCUCAAAUCCAUGAUGAGCUGCUGUUUGAAGUGGAGAUCUCACAAUUGGACCAGUUUGCUGUGUUGGUGAAGAAGACUAUGGAAUCUCUUCAGCACUUUGAAAACUUGGAUGUGAAUCUCUCUGUACCUCUCAAAGUCUCGCUGUCCACAGGAAGAUCAUGGGGUUCAAUGUGCGAGAUGAAUCUUUCCUGCACCACUACAGCAACUUCUGCCUGAGUCUCCCGCUCUUCCUCUCCAUCCUGUAACUAUGGCAACCGGGCAGCUGCAGUUCCCAAUUCUUGUUUUCGCUGAUGUAUCCAAGGGUAGCGGUAGGAUCAGGCUGGAUUGUACCAGUUUUUUUGGAGGGGGGCUUCCCUUGGUUCAUUUUUAAUUUUUAUAGUGUGGGAGGCUCUUCUCGCUAGUACCUUUUCAUAAGAACUAGCUUUUAAAAGCUUUGGCUUUGUUCAGUUAGUGUGUUUGAUCGUCCGAAAUGUUCUUCAGUACAUCUGUCCACACAAUUGUUAUAUUUAGAUUCAUUAUUGGCUUGAUGAGCCGGUGGUGUUGCUAUCG
This is a messenger RNA of Danio aesculapii, 3795 nucleotides long. It is a transcript of the gene poln, whose product is annotated as polymerase (DNA directed) nu. NCBI's taxonomy places the organism in Eukaryota, Metazoa, Chordata, Actinopteri, Cypriniformes, Danionidae. Gene Ontology annotation, biological process: DNA-templated DNA replication; double-strand break repair. The transcript has 25 exons. The record is from RefSeq and is a predicted model, not a curated record. Bases 1 to 3462 code for a protein of 1153 amino acids. Gene Ontology annotation, molecular function: DNA-directed DNA polymerase activity; DNA binding.